AUGUUUCCACCACAGCCUUCCUCUAACAACAACAACCACAACAACACUACUCCCCAUCCAACUUCAACAGUGCCGUUGAUUGGUGCUACUCCACAGCACCACCAUCAUAUGAUGAUGACACCAACACCAACAACAACAACAACUAAUCAACAACCUGUAACAUUAUCAGCAUUCACUUCUUCUUCUUCCACUCCGCAAAUGUACAUGUCAACAAUAACACCAACUCCACAAAUACAACAACCUUCGUUCUAUUCACCACUUCCUACAAAUCAGCCAAUUAUUCCUUCUACAAUCGCAAAUCUACCUCCUAUUCCACAACAAUUCUUGGAUCACUAUCGUAUGCUUCAAGAGACUCUCAGUCAAUUAUCGGUAUUUGUGCCACAAUAUAAUAAUCAAACAAACAUUGUUAAUACACUACAACAACAAGUUAAUGGUCAACAACAAGCGCUCAAUAAUUUGACAAAUGAUGUAAAAAAAGAAAAAACUCAAUUGGAAAAGUUACAGAAAUCUAGUUUUACAAACUUGAUUGCCAAGACGUUGGAUAAACAUGGUCAUGAAAAGAAAGUGGAAAAGGAAAAUUCUGAAUACAAGAUUGCACUUGAUAGGGAAAAUCAAGCUAGAGCUCAACUUCAAAACAUUCAAAAUCAAUUAUUGCAAGCUCAAAGUGCUCAAUCGUCCCUUUUACAAAAGGUCCAAUUAUUCGAAUCCAAAAAAAUUGAACUGAACCAAGUAACUGAUCAAAUUAUUGGUGCCGCUCAACUGCCACUUACUCACAUUAUUCCAGUAACCCAUCAAAAUUUAAAUGUUCAACAAUCUAAAAAGAAUCAAAUUAUGCAAUACUUGGCACAAUACCGUAAUGGAUUGAUGAAUUUACAACAAGCAUACUCACUUUUACAAACUUGCUAUGAGAGAUUAUCAGAGGCCAAGAAUUUAGCCACUGCCGAUUUGUUCAUGAGAGGAGGUUAUGCAAACAUGUACGUUGAUUCAAUGAAGUAUGAAAAUCUCAAUCGUGCCAACGAUGACGCCAAGAGAGCUAAAAUGUUCAUUGCUGAGGCUGUGAGAUUGUGUCCACCUCUUUCAACACAACCACUUUUUGUUGCCAAGGUAACACAAGGUGAUUUUGUUUUUGAUGUGUUUUUUGAUAAUUUCAUUUCCGAUUAUAUUGUUCACGAAAAGAUUAGAAAGAGUAAGGAAGCCAUGGCUGAAUCAAUUCAACACUUGGCAAACACCUUAAAUUGGAUUCAAACCAGUUGUCUUCCUCAAAUUGAAAGAGAUAUGGCCCAAACAGAUCAAAUUGUAUUGUCACUGACUAGUACUUUGGAAAAUGAAAGAAGAAAUGUUGUCAAUAUGGCUCUCGAACAAUCAAAAUCAUUUUCCCAAACACCACAAAAUUUCACUCAAGUUGUUCUACCACCUCCUCAAAAUCCUUCCACUACCACUUCAUCAUCAGCACAAUAUUUUGAUCCUAAUGUUGUUCAAUAUUCAUCUGCUCCACCUUUGGAUCAAUAAAUAAUUUCAAUUUCAAUACUC
Molecule: messenger RNA, 1530 nt
Organism: Naegleria gruberi
Lineage: Eukaryota; Heterolobosea; Eutetramitea; Acrasida; Naegleriidae
Exons: 1
Coding region: 1-1509 (502 amino acids)
Source: RefSeq, a predicted model, not a curated record